Messenger RNA from Fulvia fulva, 201 nucleotides. RefSeq lists its product as uncharacterized. Bases 1 to 201 code for a protein of 66 amino acids. The transcript has a single exon. Lineage: Eukaryota; Fungi; Ascomycota; Dothideomycetes; Mycosphaerellales; Mycosphaerellaceae. The record is from RefSeq and is a predicted model, not a curated record.
AUGUCUGCUACGAUUUUGACGAAGAGCUCUAUGUUGAUAUUUGUUGUAUAUACGUGCAUCCGUGGGACGCAUGAGCUGGACAGGUGGAGUGCAGGUUCGGCCAAUUUCAUUCCUUCUGAGAUACCCUGGGAGCAGUCAUCGGAGUGUAGUGGUGUAUGGAUCGCAUGGGAUGUGUAUAUGGGAGGCUUCAGAGGUGUUUGA